AUGGAGGAAGAGAGAGAUGACCUCGCCGCGAUGAUGAGCAUGAUGGAGGACGCCUCUGAACAGAGUAUGAAAAUGUCCUUCUUCGAUGACGGGCAGUCGAUGGAGUCCAAGAGGGAGAGGGAUAAGGAGGAUGAGGAGGACCCCCCAGGUGCCAGUAAUGAAGAAAUAAAGAACCAACCUAAACUACACCAUGUGACCAUUAACAAUGAGGACGAAGCAGUUAUGUCCGUAGAUCUGAGGAAGAAAAAAAGGAUGAAUUCUGACGAUGUAUACUACUCUAUUAAGCUGCCCAAGUUUAUAGGUGUGUGUCCCGAUAUAGGGAAGCUCGAUCGGGGGAUACGCGGUGAAGGGGUACACUCCGGUGAAACGAAAGGAGCUAAACGCGUGGUAGAUGUAACCCACUUGGCGGACGCGCGCAAUGUAAUUGAUCUCGAAGGGGAGGGACGUCAUCCCCAUAUGGCAAAAAACCAAAAAGCGGUCAUUUCAUGGCAAUUUGAUGUAGACGCAUAUAACAGGAAAAAAUGGAAAAAGGAUUCACAUACGAUGAAGGAGGAAGAGAUCAAGAAAGAAAAACAACAAUAUGUGCAGAGGGAGGAUCCACACAGACGUGAUGAAGUGCUAGAAGGUCACUCGGAUGGAAGCGACUUGCCUUAUUUGACAGAUGACGACCUGUCCGACUUUUCCAAUGUCGAUGAGCUUUACGAAGCCUACCAGGUGACUCACAACUGUGAUGACCUGAUGAGCUUGCCAUCUGAUGACCCAAAUGAAAAGACAACCAUUUUGUGUCGAAACAUGGAGUUCCUGGAAACGAAUUCUUUCAUUGUCGAGUAUGAGGAUGGCAAAUUAAUUUUUUUUAUUAAUGAAAAGCCAUACCUUUUGGAGACCGACCAGGAGACCAAUUAUCUAAUCGAACUGUCCGAGAUGAGCAUCAUGCCUAUCCACUGCAUUCUGGAGAAAAAAAUUUUCCUCAAGUCGAUCACUCGGGAGGAACAGGGGGGUUCUCAGGGGAGUGCCUCGCCGGGGAUGGUCGACGUAUAUUACUCGCUGCACGGGUGA
Molecule: messenger RNA, 1056 nt
Organism: Plasmodium cynomolgi strain B
Lineage: Eukaryota; Apicomplexa; Aconoidasida; Haemosporida; Plasmodiidae
Exons: 2
Coding region: 1-1056 (351 amino acids)
Source: RefSeq, a predicted model, not a curated record